Messenger RNA from Frankliniella occidentalis (western flower thrips), 3673 nucleotides. RefSeq names its product WD repeat-containing and planar cell polarity effector protein fritz homolog (gene frtz). The coding region runs from base 271 to 3297 and encodes 1008 amino acids. Gene Ontology annotation, biological process: cilium organization; nervous system development; establishment of protein localization. NCBI's taxonomy places the organism in Eukaryota, Metazoa, Arthropoda, Insecta, Thysanoptera, Thripidae. The transcript is spliced from 16 exons. Gene Ontology annotation, cellular component: axonemal basal plate. The record is from RefSeq and is a predicted model, not a curated record. Gene Ontology annotation, molecular function: protein binding.
GCAUGCGUACGAGAGUGGGCAACAAGUGUCAACACACCCAAACGCACUCGGCCUGCUCCAACCCAAACAUUCAUAGUUUUCUGUUAUAAUGCUAAAUUUUGGGGAAACUGUUCAAAAUGUAAGCUUUCCGUCAAGGUUCUUUAUUCUUUGAACACCUGGCUAUGGAGAACUCAAGUGUGUGGCAUUUUUUGGCAUUUGUUAUUGUUAUCCAUAACCUGUAAAAAGUGACAGGUGCCAUAGAAAUGUGUCACUUAAAUCAUCGUGUGGCCCAUGACAGAUAGGGGGAUCAUGCUAUCCCUGCUGAGUGAAGUCCAUUUUUGGACACUUCGUGAUGAUAUAAGCAUCUCAAACUCAGAUUUUGGUGCAUUCAGGUUUUAUGAUAAAAAGAACAAUGAGGAUACAAUCUCAUUUGAGGGUAAAAAGUCUUAUGCUGAGAAGCGAGGUCAUCUAUGGGUACCACAAAAUAAAAGACCCUUACGAUUGAAGGAUAAUUUGAAAGAGUUGGAGGAACAUUUGUCACAGCAACGUGUUGUUCUGUGUCAAUGGAGGGACUGUAGUCUUCUCCAGUUGAUGUUUAGUUCAGGUCUCUUUGUAAAUGUGGCUGUUAAUGUCUUCACUGGAGACCCAUUGUCUAUAACAUUUGAUAAAUUUCUGAUGGGAAAGCUUCUUUCUGAAUAUGUUGCUGAUGUUGUUCUCACCAAAUCACAUAUUAUCUGUUCUUAUAAUGACGGUCAGCUGUCUAUAGUCUACUUUUCAAAACCAACUUUAAAACGCAGCUUUCCUAAAUCAUUUAGUCGCCUUGACCCACGCUUACAGAUAAUUGAAUUAGCAGGACCUGCAGGCCGCAGACUUGAGAGAAAACUAGCUUGUAAUGUUAGUGGUGACAUGUUUGUAGUGUGGUGGCACAGUUCUCAUGAUGAGGUGUAUCCAUGGAGUCCCAUUGUAAAAGAUGAAGACAGAGCAAAUGUGCUUGUUUAUGGUGUUAGUGGUCUCAAGGUAGAACUACUAUGCCAUCAUCGGUCAGAAUUUGAGCUACUCUCUGUUUCGUUCAGCCAAGUUCACUCUAAUGUUAUUCGAUCUGUGGAGCAGAAAGUAUCGAGAAAUGGUGAGGUGACAGUGGAGUGUAGCUCUUACCAAAUCUCCAGAGGAAACAUGCAAAAAUCCUCUGCAGCAUCUAUUGCACUCCCCACCCAUGUCUGCUGCCAUAGCUUUAGUCCACUCCAGGACAAACUGCUUUUAGGUUGCAUAGAUGGGUCUCUUGUUUUGUAUGAUGAAGCUCUAGGAGUAACACACGUUGUGAAAGCUGCCUUUAUCCCAUCAGUAGUGUCAUGGCAUCCAGAUGGAGGCCUUUUUGUCAUAGCUAACGAACGUUGUCAGUUACAAAUUCUAGAUGUUUCUCUUGCUGUUCUGAAACAGCAACUCUUAAGUGAAGAUGUCUCACCUGGCAAUCUUUUGGAUAUUACUCCUUACUUCCGAGUUCAACCAACCCUUCAAAAUAUCAAAUGGAAUAAAAAGGCAGAAACAAGUUUUUAUGGAGAGAAGUUUGCCAUGUCAGACUGCCUCUUGCUUCUUCUAUUUGAAAGAGGACCACUUUCAGCCCUUCGUUUUGUUGGGGGCGGCGGUUUAUUUGGAGAUAUUCAUGGCUCUGGUGGAUUUACUGUGGACUCACUAGUAGCUCAAUAUUUAUGGUCAAAUCAGGUGGAGAAGGCAAUCAAUUUAUUGUUGACUUUAAACUGGGACAUUGCAGGCAGUACUUGCUUAUCUUCAUUGCAAAGAAUUGUCAAUCAUCUUUUUAAGCAGCCCUUGACUCCAAAUCAUGAAGCUCUGAUUCAAACAGUUUUGGGAUGUUUCCACAUGCCUAUACGUCCAAUGUGUCCAGCUACCAUCGAUGAAUUUAAAGCUCCAGUCAGAGAUCUAACGAGACGGUUCUUUCAUCAGUUGCUGAGGUACAAGCUAUUUGAGAAAGCUUUUCGCCUGGCAAUUGAUUUGAUGGACUGUGAUCUAUUUAUGGAUAUUCAUUUUAGUGCAAAGCACUCAGGUAAAAUAGAAAUAGCAGAUGCUGCCUUGAAAAAGGCAGAAGAGCUUGAUACUAACUCAUACAUCAGCAGCACAUCUGGAUCAUCACAUUCAAAAUGUUCAAGAUCAUCUUGCUCUGAGUGUUCAGAAUCUACCAGUAUGGUUUCAGAUUCUGAGGAUCAAGAAGCUGACUACCCCAGAUCAGCUUCUGAAAAUGUGAAACAGGUAGUGCCUCCCGCUUUGGACAAUGAACUGAAGUUGUCCCACACAAAUCCUCCAUUACCAGUUUUGGUGGAUAACAGUUUGUCAACAAUUUUAGGCAGCAACCCCAAUCUUAACAUUGAGCAUAGCAGGCCUAUGGCAAGAGGGGUCUGGGGUGGUAGGCUUUAUUCAAGUAGAGAAAAUGUGAAAGAAACACACCCACCAACUAAACGUGUACCAGACCCCAUCACUGCUGGUUUUCAAUCUCCCUCUCAGUCCUCACCCAAUGUAGCAUUUCAAAUUGAAAAACCAAAAGUAAAGUUCAGUGAAACAGUCACACAAAUUACAUUACCUGAUCGAUUGCACACAUUGCCAGAAGAAGAGGAGGAAUUACAGUCUUCUAUUCAGCAUCCUCCUUUGGUUUCCUCAAAAAUCGCUAAUCAUCCACAAAAUUCAAAUUCUCAUAAUUUUAACUCUCAAAAAAUUGACCAGUUAUCCCAUAACAGCUUUGUACAUUCUGCUAACUCAAUAGGGAUUCCAAUUGUACCCUUUUCUCCUCAGAUUGGUUUUUCUCUCAAGAGGAAUACAGUAGAUAACCAUGAAAUGGUUUCACCCAAUCAUUAUUUUACAAAAAGCCUUCCCCAAGUGUCUGUCCCAUCUACCACCAAUCCAAAAAUAGGAAGUCUUGGAACAAACCUAUCUUCAAUAAAAUAUGGACCUCCUGCUCCAACUCUGCCGGUGUCGCGUAUGCAUUUCCCAGGCGUGUUGAAGGGGGAGAGUAACAGUUCAGGAAAUUUAUCAAGCCAAUUUCUCGGAUUUAAAAAUGAAUUGCAAGGAGGUGAAGACUCAUUAGGCACUGUAGAGCUCUCUGCUUUACAACCUGGUUCCAGAAGACCUCUCACCUCUAGCCUGAGCAGUUUUGAGAAAAAAUUCAAUUCAGUUUCUGUUGCCAAUGAGACUCAAGGAGCUAAUGCAGCGGAAAACCUGUAUUUCAUGAACUAUAAUAGCACAGUGCAUGAUUUAUCAGAGGAAGAAGAAAGCAAUGGUGCAAUCAAAAUAGUUCACUUUGGAGUUGUUUAGUGAAUGUAUGAACAGUAUUUUUAAACAAGUUCUUGAUUAAUCUCAAUGCCAUACCUGAUGUUUAUUUUGUCCUACGUUAAUGGUGCCAUUUUGUCUCAUUUUUGCUUGGCACCUUAAUUUGGGCAUUUUUCAAAACAGGCUGUAAUUAAUUCGUAUUUGUUAAUAUUUUAAUGAAAAGGAAUUCUCUAUUUAUAUAGCAUAGUUUACUGAUUGUUAUGGAUUUUAGCUUCUGCUAGAGAAGAUGGAUGUUUAUGUGUUUCAUAUUUGAGAAAUGUGAUCAACAAUACUUACCUACCAAUUUGUGAUUAAAUGUGCUCAACUAAUAUUCAGAAGGUUUCAGCUCAAAUAAACUUAACUCUAUUUUCUUCAGAAAAUA